AUGCCAUCCACCCUUUGCAACAGAUGCAAAGUCCUAUACUUUAGCGCCGAGUCCCUAUCUCGAUACGGCUUCACAGAAGUGGAAACAGAAACCGGAAAACCCCACCUGCAAUUCCCAGCUGGGCAACAUUCCAUCCCUAUCGAAUUUGACUGUCGUGAUGACCUCCCCGAAUUACCGGCUCUUAGGGCGUCAGGCGAGGCAGGAUGCUUGUUCUGCCCAGCGCUCCGAAAUUCGCUGCUAAAGGGCAUUAGCGAAUGUCGUCUUCGCAGUUGGGUCUUGGGGAAUCAUGACCAUGGACAAUGGACAGUCAAGGUGGUCAAGGUUUCGCUGAUGGCGGAAUUCAGAGCCUCGGACGACGAGAGAAGUAAAUUCGCAGCAAUCAUGAUGGGAUGGGAUGUUCUUAGGCCAGGACAGGAUCGGUAUGAGGGCGAUUUUACUGGGCCCGAUGGUUUGAUUUAUUUCAAGCUACGUGCACACUAUGGUGACCCCCUUGCACGCUAUCUAGGCAUCGCAUAUCCCCAUCCUGAUCAAGAUAGGCUCUCCACUGAAAACACAAAGACGAUUCGUCACCACUUAAUUGAAUGCGACAAGAACCAUAAUCAUGCCUCCAACAUUGUCCGCCCUGGGGAUUCAAUAUCCGACAGGUUGCCUCUACGGCUUAUUGAGAUUACUGACAGCCAGGAAGGCAAGAAGCUGCGCUUGAUAGAGACAAAAGAAAUCAACGGUCAUGAAUCAACCUGUCAAGACGCCUCCAAAUGCCCGAAAUACGCCACACUCAGCUACCGCUGGGGCUCCGACGAGUUCCUUACCACAACCCCCAGCAACCUUCAAGCGCAUCACCGGGAUAUCCCACUAUCACCAUUCUCGGCAGAUGACCCCACGACGACCCUACCACCGGGUUUCAGAGACGUCGUCGACGUAUGCUGCGCGUUGGGAAUUCCGUAUCUGUGGAUCGAUAGUCUCUGCAUUGUCCAGAAAGAAACGAGAACCACAGACAAGCCUCUUCUUGAGAUCCAACAGGAGCAGUCCCGACGCGAUUGGGCCUCAGAGUCGACCAAAAUGCACAGCAUCUACAUGUCAUCAUACCUGACAAUUUACUUGACUGCCACAGAUACGCCUCUUCAGAAAGUCUUUGAUCGACCAGUAUGCAGCUCUGAGUCUCUGGUCCCCAUCACAUACUCCAUCGAAAAUCGCCCUGAAGUCCACGGUUCAUACUUCAUCGAGCCCUCGCCUUACACAGGCGAACUGGAUCACCUUUUCUGGAAUCCAUACCUAGCCGCUGAGGAUGAGCUAGACUCAUCAGUAUGGAACACCCGCGGUUGGACCCUACAGGAACGACUCCUAUCCCCACGAAAGCUCUACCUUGGGGUAACCGAUAUGCUCGGCCUAGGCUUAUUGACCUGCCCCUCACCAAAAGAUUACGGGCGCGAUGUCGAGCUAAUCAAACGGCCCCGACGUCACAAGUCACUGGACAAACUGGAGAUCGGAGGAACGUCAUCUGCGACCGGGGAACAAGCUCCCGAUAACACAAAACUAUAUCGCGCUUGGUAUAAAAUCGUGGAAGACUAUACCUGUCGUGAUCUGACGGUCCCAAGCGACAAGUUACCUGCUGUUGCCGGCAUCGCACGCACACACGCCUUAGCCCUGAAUGACGAAUACCUCGUUGGAAUAUGGGUUCAUGAUUUGGCCACGGGACUUCUUUGGGGCACCCGUAAUGCAAUGAGACCUGGCAUGGAUCGAUACUUUGGAGAACGAGAACGACAGCCCAUGAUCCCGACAGAACAUUAUCGGGCGCCGACUUGGUCAUGGUGUGCCAACGAUGGGGCGGUUGAAUUUCUUGUACGUCAUCUCCAUAAUCCGAAAUCGGAGAUCGAGGUUCUCGGUCACGAUGUGAUCCCGCAGUACAUGGGAGACAGCUAUGGACAACUGGCAGUCGACCAAGGAGAUCGGGGAUAUGUGAAGCUCAGGGCGAAGAUUAGAGUAGCCCGGAUGGAAGCCAGGUUCCAGCCGAUACCAGACAUCAUGCUGCGGAACUUCCCUGCACUGGCAAACCGAGGUCCCGAGGCUGAGAAUAAGGAAUUUCAGUUACGAUAUGUCCAUGUGACUGACGAUGCUGGAGAACGCGGGAGUGAGACUAUAUUUCCGGAUCAUGCUGGAUGCUAUCCUAACGAAGAAGAAGUCUACUUGAUGAUUGUAUCCAGGGGUGAUCAGCGGGUGUGGUCGGAGCCUGUAUCUUACAGGCACCUACUUGCUCAAUCAUUACCUAGGAGAAACCUAUACCUUAUGCCCUUUGUUGGUGAGCCAUACAUGACCGAAGCUUUGACUAGUAUACAUAAUCCCCAGCUCGCAUAA
Molecule: messenger RNA, 2352 nt
Organism: Aspergillus niger
Lineage: Eukaryota; Fungi; Ascomycota; Eurotiomycetes; Eurotiales; Aspergillaceae
Exons: 3
Coding region: 1-2352 (783 amino acids)
Source: RefSeq, a predicted model, not a curated record